This is a messenger RNA of Equus quagga, 1164 nucleotides long. RefSeq names its product R-spondin 2 (gene RSPO2). Bases 433 to 1164 code for a protein of 243 amino acids. Lineage: Eukaryota; Metazoa; Chordata; Mammalia; Perissodactyla; Equidae. The transcript has 6 exons. The record is from RefSeq and is a predicted model, not a curated record.
UGCCCCUCGCACGAGGAUCACACUCACCGGCGGGGACGCAGCAUCCUAGAGGCUGCGGACGCGCCCGCUCCGCUCCUGCUAGGAGCAGCCAGUCCACAGGACCUUCCGCGCGCUGCAACCCCGAGGCGGCUGCCGGAAUUCCGGAGGUGCCAGGCGCUCCGGCGGUUCUCGGCAAACUUUUCCCCAGCCCACGUGUCAGCGAGGCGGCUCGCUUCCCGAGCCCGGGAUGGAGCGCCGCGCCUAGGCGCGGCACCGCCGGAGACGUUCAAGGCGGAGAGAUGCUGAUAGGGUCAAACUGACCAGUGCAGCCCCUGAACUAGUGGCGUCUCUCCGUCUGCAUUUUCCGCAGCACCGCUGUUGGCGCCGGCUCCUCGCAUGAGCCCUCCAGUUCCCCGACUUUGAGAGGCGUCUCUCCCCUGCCCGACCGCCCAGAUGCAGUUUCGCCUCUUCUCUUUUGCCCUCAUUAUCCUGAACUGUAUGGAUUACAGCCACUGCCAAGGCAACCGAUGGAGACGCAACAAGCGAGCUAGUUAUGUAUCAAAUCCCAUUUGCAAGGGUUGCUUGUCUUGUUCAAAGGACAAUGGAUGCAGCCGAUGUCAACAGAAGUUGUUCUUCUUCCUUAGAAGAGAAGGCAUGCGCCAGUAUGGAGAGUGCCUGCAUUCCUGCCCAUCAGGGUACUAUGGACACCGAGCCCCAGAUAUGAACAGAUGUGCAAGAUGCAGAAUAGAAAACUGUGAUUCUUGCUUUAGCAAAGACUUUUGUACCAAGUGCAAAGUAGGCUUUUAUUUGCAUAGAGGCCGUUGCUUUGAUGAAUGUCCAGAUGGUUUUGCACCAUUAGAUGAAACCAUGGAAUGUGUGGAAGGAUGUGAAGUUGGUCAUUGGAGUGAAUGGGGAACUUGUAGCAGAAAUAAUCGCACAUGUGGAUUUAAAUGGGGUCUGGAAACCAGAACACGGCAAAUAGUUAAAAAGCCUGCAAAAGACACGAUACCAUGUCCAACCAUCGCUGAGUCCAGAAGAUGUAAGAUGGCCAUGAGGCAUUGUCCAGGAGGGAAGAGGGCACCCAAGGCAAAGGAGAAGAAGAACAAGAAAAAGAAGAGGAAGCUGAUAGAAAGAGCCCAGGAGCAACACAGCGUCUUCCUAGCUACAGACAGGGCUAAUCAGUAA